Prionailurus viverrinus (fishing cat) is the source of this 6567-nucleotide messenger RNA. It is a transcript of the gene DAGLA, whose product is annotated as diacylglycerol lipase alpha. The record is from RefSeq and is a predicted model, not a curated record. The transcript is spliced from 18 exons. Lineage: Eukaryota; Metazoa; Chordata; Mammalia; Carnivora; Felidae. The coding region runs from base 1120 to 3975 and encodes 951 amino acids. Gene Ontology annotation, cellular component: dendrite membrane; postsynaptic membrane. Gene Ontology annotation, biological process: lipid metabolic process.
CCUAGGCAUCCUGUUGAGCUGCAUGAUCGCCGAGAUGGCCAUCAUCUGGCUGAGCAUGCGCGGGGGCAUCCUCUACACAGAGCCCCGCGAAUCCAUGCAGUACGUGCUCUACGUGCGCCUGGGUAAGGGCCACCCGCCUCGGGUGGGGGCGGCUCCGGACCACCCCCACCUCCACCCUCCUCUCGCGCUCCGUCAUUCAUCCGGCCAACAUCUGGUGGGCACACGCGAUGGGCCAGGCCCUGGGCCAGCACCAGGGUCCAGCGGCGAGCCAGCAGGCUUACCGGGCUUACGUUCUGGACCAGGGGUGGGCGGACGGUGGCCUGAGGGCCACAUCCAGCCUGCCGUCUGUUUUUGUAAAUAGUUUUAUUGGAACCCAGCCACACUCAUUCGUUUACGUGCUCUCUCCCUAUGGCUGCUUUUGCAUGUCUCUAGCGGAGCUGAGUAGUCAUGACCGAGAAUAGGACCCACAAGUGUAAGAUACUUACUCUGGCCCUGACAGAAAAAGUUCUUUGGCCCCUGUUCUAGGCCAAGUGCGUCUCUUCAGCUGCUUUGAAGUCCUCCCCCAGGCAGCACUCCCCUUCCCCAGAAGCCUCUCCGGGGCCCAGAUUCGCUCCCUGGGGGGCCGGCCUGUGUUCUCUUUCUGGGCUUCGGUUCCAGCUGCUGUUCCCGGUCUUUCCUCGUGAACGCUUCUCGGGGGCUUCUGUGAACCGCGCUAAGCCCUUCCCCUUGCUAAGUGAGGGAGGAGCCAUUUUUGGUCUCAUUUUACAGAUGAGGAAUCUGGGGCCCCGGGGAGGUUAAUUAGCUCCCUUCAAGGUCACACGGCUAGUGUGUGUGUGUGUGUGUGUGUGUCAGAGCUGGGGUUUGAACCCAGGUUGUUUGUCUCCAAAGCCUGGAGUCUGAGCUGCCGCAGGUGCUGCCUGUGGAGCCGGGGUCUCUAACGCUGCCCCGCGUCCCCACACCCCCGGCCUGGGCAGCCACGCGGCCUGCUCGGGUUCCUCCUUCCUCCCUCCCUGAGUGCCGGAGCCGCCUCCUGGGGAAGUAGCAGUCUCUGUGAGUGAACCCUCUCCCAUCUAAUUCUCCACAGUCCUGUAACGCAGACGUCAUCACUCCAUUUUACAGAUGAGGAAACGGAGGCCCAGGGAAUUAGCCAUCCUGGUGAUCGAGUUCAUCUAUGCCAUCGUGGGCAUCGUCUGGCUCACUCAGUACUACACCUCCUGCAACGACCUCACUGCCAAGAACGUCACCCUCGGGAUGGUCGUCUGCAACUGGGUGGUCAUCCUCAGCGUCUGCAUCACCGUCCUCUGUGUCUUCGACCCCACGGGCCGCACCUUUGUCAAGCUAAGAGCCACCAAGAGGCGGCAGCGCAACCUCCGGACCUACAACCUCCGGCACCGCUUAGAGGAGGGUCAGGCCACCAGCUGGUCGCGCCGGCUCAAAGUGUUCCUCUGCUGCACUCGGACGAAGGACUCCCAGUCAGAUGCCUACUCGGAAAUCGCCUACCUCUUCGCCGAGUUUUUCCGAGACCUCGACAUCGUGCCGUCCGACAUCAUUGCGGGCCUGGUGCUGCUCCGGCAGCGGCAGCGGGCCAAGCGCAACGCGGUGCUGGACGAGGCGAACAAUGACAUUUUGGCCUUCCUGUCUGGGAUGCCAGUGACCAGAAACACCAAGUAUCUCGACCUCAAGAACUCGCAAGAGAUGCUCCGCUACAAAGAGGUCUGCUACUACAUGCUAUUCGCUCUGGCUGCCUACGGGUGGCCCAUGUACCUGAUGCGGAAGCCUGCCUGUGGCCUCUGCCAGCUGGCUCGGUCCUGCUCGUGCUGCCUGUGCCCUGCGCGGCCCCGCUUCGCCCCGGGAGUCACCAUCGAGGAAGACAACUGCUGUGGCUGCAACGCCAUUGCCAUCCGGCGCCACUUCCUGGACGAGAACAUGACCGCGGUGGAUAUCGUGUACACCUCCUGCCACGAUGCGGUCUACGAGACCCCCUUCUACGUGGCAGUGGACCAUGACAAGAAGAAGGUGGUGAUCAGUAUCCGGGGAACCCUUUCCCCUAAGGAUGCGCUGACAGACCUCACUGGUGACGCUGAGCGCCUCCCUGUGGAGGGGCACCACGGCACCUGGCUGGGACACAAGGGAAUGGUCCUGUCGGCUGAGUAUAUCAAGAAGAAGCUGGAGCAGGAGAUGGUCCUGUCCCAGGCCUUUGGGCGAGACCUGGGCCGCGGAACCAAACACUACGGCCUGAUUGUGGUGGGCCACUCCCUGGGUGCAGGCACGGCUGCCAUCCUCUCCUUCCUUCUGCGCCCCCAGUACCCUACCCUCAAGUGCUUUGCCUACUCCCCACCAGGGGGCCUGCUGAGCGAGGACGCCAUGGAAUACUCCAAGGAAUUUGUGACAGCUGUGGUUCUGGGCAAAGACCUUGUCCCCAGGAUCGGCCUCUCCCAGCUGGAAGGCUUCCGCAGACAGCUCCUGGAUGUCCUGCAGCGAAGCACGAAGCCUAAAUGGCGAAUUAUCGUGGGGGCCACCAAAUGUAUCCCCAAGUCGGAGCUGCCUGAGGAGGUGGAGGUGGCCACGCUGGCCAGCACGCGGCUCUGGACCCACCCCAGCGACCUGACCAUCGCCCUGUCAGCCAGCACCCCUCUUUACCCACCUGGCCGCAUCAUCCACGUGGUCCACAACCACCCAGCAGAGCAGUGCUGCUGCUGUGAGCAGGAGGAGCCCACAUACUUUGCCAUCUGGGGCGACAACAAGGCCUUCAAUGAGGUGAUCAUCUCGCCGGCCAUGCUGCAUGAGCACCUCCCCUAUGUGGUCAUGGAGGGGCUCAACAAGGUGCUGGAGAACUACAACAAGGGAAAGACGGCCCUGCUCUCUGCUGCUAAGGUCAUGGUGAGCCCCACUGAGGUGGACCUGACUCCCGAGCUGAUCUUCCAGCAGCAGCCGCUGCCCACAGGGCCACCCGUGCCCGCCGGCCUCGCCCUAGAGCUGCCCACCUCAGACCACCGAAAUAGCAGCGUCAGGAGCAAGUCCCAGUCCGAGGUGAGCCUGGAGGGCUUCUCCGAGGGGCGGCUGCUGUCUCCGGUGGCCGCGGCCGCAGCGGCCCGCCAGGACCCCGUGGAGCUGCUGCUGCUGUCCACCCAGGAGCGGCUGGCGGCGGAGCUGCAGGCCCGGCGGGCGCCGCUGGCCACCAUGGAGAGCCUCUCAGACACCGAGUCGCUGUACAGCUUCGACUCGCGCCGCUCGUCAGGCUUCCGCAGCAUCCGCGGCUCACCCAGCCUCCACGCCGUGCUGGAGCGCGACGAGGGCCACCUCUUCUACAUCGACCCUGCCAUCCCGGAGGAGAACCCGUCCCUGAGCUCGCGCACCGAGCUGCUGGCGGCCGACAGCCUGUCCAAGCACUCCCAGGACACGCAGCCCCUGGAGGCGGCCCUGGGCAGCGGGGGCGUCACCCCGGAGCGGCCCCCCAGCGCGGCGGCCAACGAGGAGGAGGAGGGGGGCGGCGGCGGCGACGGCGGCGGGGUGGCCCCGGGGGCCGAGCUCGCGCUGCACAACGGGCGCCUGGGGGACUCGCCCAGCCCUCAGGUGCUGGAGUUCGCCGAGUUCAUCGACAGCCUCUUCAACCUGGACAGUAAGAGCAGCUCUUUCCAGGACCUCUACUGCAUGGUGGUGCCCGAGAGCCCCACCAGCGACUACGCCGAGGGCCCCAAGUCUCCCAGCCAGCAAGAGAUCCUGCUCCGCGCCCAGUUCGAGCCCAACCUGGUGCCCAAGCCCCCGAGGCUGUUUGCCGGCUCGGCCGACCCCUCCUCGGGCAUCUCACUCUCGCCCUCUUUCCCGCUCAGCUCCUCGGGGGAGCCCAUGGACCUGUCGCCCACGGGUCUCAGCAGCCAGGAGUGCCUGGCAGUGGACAAGAUCCGGACUUCUACCCCCACCGGCCGAGGGGCCAGCCCCGCCAAGCAGGACGACCUGGUCAUCUCGGCUCGCUAGCACCCCAGGCGUGGCUGCCGGCUGAGGCCCAGGCCAGAGUAGGUGGCCACCCCCCGGGCUCCUGGUGGCUGCCCCCAGAGCCAGGCCGCUUUGAGGAGAGGCCCCCAGGGGCCGGUUUAGCCUCAGGCACGGGGCACUGCUGCUGAGCUGGGGGUCCACGUCCCUACCUCAGCUUAGGACCACCAGGCGGCUGGGAUCUGGGUCCUCCAGAUUGGGGAGGGGUGUGAUGCAGGGGGGAGCCUGGGGCAGCCGGCCCGGUGGGCAGGGCAGCGCUCUGCCCUCUCGGCCUGCCUGUCCCCCACAGGGCAUCCCGGCACCCCCUAUUCCAGGACCGGCAGUGGGCAUGCUGACUCCCCAUCACUGCCCUCUGGCUGCUCUCCCAGGGCCCAGAUGGAGAGCAGCCCUCUCCCCACAUAUUCACGUCUGUGGUCCAGGCUGGCAUCUGCCCUGGCCACCCCCCAGAUCUGGUGCCUGCUGGCCAGCCCCCUGGGGUGACCCCACACCAAGGUGGCCCGCAGUGCUGUGUAUGUUUACAGAAGCCGCUGGGCUGGGCUCGGGAUGUUUCCUGGGCUUGCAAGCCCCCCUCUCCCCCAUCGUGUGUUCUGAGCAGGGAAAGGAGGAAGGCCAGGCUCCACAGAGCCCAAGGCAGCCAUGGAGCCUGGAGGGGCCUGGAGGGGCCUGGAGGAGGGUGGGAUCAAGACUGCCGCUUCUCUGCUCCGUGCCCCUCAUGCCGAUCCCUCUGGCAGUGGGUCCUGGGCACCCUGGCCUGCCCUGUCUGCCCAUUAGUUCCUGGCUUGCCUUCUACCCCCAGGGAUCCUGGCCACUCAAAGGGUGGAGGGCACAGGUGUGACCACCCCUGGCUGCAGAGUCAGUGCCCUGGGAAGAAGGAGGGCACCCAAAUCCCCCUUCCUUUGAGGGCUCCGUGUAGCCCCUUUAUAUCACCUUGCCCCCACGCCUAGGCAGCCUCGGGCCCUGGGAUCUGAAACCAGACAUGCCUCCACACACCCCCCAGCCCCCCUCUUCACUGGCCUGAGCUCCUUCCUGGCAGCGGGGUUUUCUUCCCUACUCCCUGCCCCACCCCCCCCCCAUCAAUGUCCUGUCGGCAGGAAGCAAGGCCAAGAGCAGGGUAUUGUGGGACCCGACUAAAGGAGGUGCAGGAGGGCCAGGGGCUCUGGGGCUGUCCUGGGUUACUGGAGGCCUCCCCAGCCCACACCUGAGGGGGGUUCCUUCCCUGCUGGGUUGGGGAACCACAGGGAGGUGGAGGCCGGCCUUUCCCCAGAAGCCCAGUGGGGGAAGGUCCGAGCUGGCAUGGCGCGUGUGUGCAUGUGCAUGAAGUGUGUGGCGCUCCUGAGGAAGGGGCUGCUGGGGCCCCCGCCCCACCCUACCUGCCCUGCCACUUUCCCAGCCUGCCAAGAACACAGCCAGUGACUGCGAUGGGGGCCCGUGCCCCGGGCGGCGGGGGGGGGGGGGGGGGGGGGGGGUGCGGCGCACAGGACGGGCUCGGUCUCAGAUGUGUCCUACCUGCUGCUCUGAUCCCCGGUUUGGAAAACUGAUGUGUGCCCAGACGCUGACUGCCCGCUUGUGCCUUCGUCUCCUCGGAGGCAUACUCCCCCACUCUGGCCCCCCACGGCCUCUCUGGGGCUGCUAGACGCACUCCCCUGACCAAGACCCCCCACCCCACACCCUCAUCUCAUGAUGACUCGUAUCUGGGGCCUGCGUCCUGACCCUGGUCCCACACAGAGCUGGGACUGGCCUGGACACUGCCCUAGGACCCCUGCCCACCCUGACGGAUGGAAACAGAGACCUGGGAGCUGGGCCUCCCUCCCUCUCUGACGCCCACCCUCUCCCAAGACUCCAGGACACUCCCCCACCUCCCCACCCCCCGCUGCAGGCCCGCUGCUGGCAUAGCCUGGGCCCAGCGCAGAAACAAAAUGGAAUCAGUAGCUCUUAGAGUUUAAAAAAAACAACAACAAAAAAACAAAUCGUAAAUCAGAGUAAAGUUCCAACAAGCACCUCAGCCAAUUGCAGGGAGAGACUUGGUGUCUGGCCUUUUAAUUCCUCCUCUGCCAGGGUGGCCCUGGGACCUCUAAGGGGGCGUGGUCUCCACCCACGCCCAGGACUGAGCCAUCAGGGACAGACCCCCCACCCCCAAGCCCGCAGCCACACAAAGGUUGCAGACUUGGGGCUGGGGCAGGCUCGGACUCAGCCCUGGAGGCCCCAGGGUCAGCCCACCCCGAACCCGCCCCCUCCCCACCGCACCCCUGCAGGAUGGGCCUGCUGCACAUCUCUCCCCUCCUCCCGACACCGCACUUGGGGGGUCUGAGCCACCCCCCUCAGCCCAGCUAGGCUCAGACCCACUCCCCCUCUGUCCCCCAGACUGCAGCACAAGCUUUCCCAGCCUCGAGCGGGCCUGUCCUCCCAGGGGCCUGGGUGACCUCCAUAUGCAAUCGGUAGCGAGCAGCUGGGCCCCACAGACACUCAGGCACUGUACGUGCCAUCCCCCCAUGACUUUUUGUACUUACUGUAUGAAAGAUCCAAACUAAUAUUGCUGUAAAAAGGAGAGACAAAUUAAUAUAGCUUAUUCUAUAAAUA